Molecule: messenger RNA, 696 nt
Organism: Dibothriocephalus latus
Lineage: Eukaryota; Metazoa; Platyhelminthes; Cestoda; Diphyllobothriidea; Diphyllobothriidae
Source: the annotation of a GenBank genome assembly
AUGGAAUCGGCGGUCACAGAAAAAGCCAACUACGUUGACGUUGCUACCUUGCGUGCCAGAAUUGACUUCUUGACCUCGGAGUUUUCAUCUCUAGCCACGAAGUAUGCAAAUGUCAGAAAUGAACUGGACAGACUGUCGUGCCAAAGCUCUGAUUCUGCGUCAAACUUUUCCAAAAACCUUCUGCAUUUUGUUGCCAGUCUGUUUGAUAACCAGCAGUACAGCGAUGUGGAGUUCAAGACAAAGACUAACCCGAUAAAGGCUCAUCGUUUCAUCUUGAAAGCGCGGGGAGCGCAAUGGUCAGAAACAGCUGAUUCCAAAUUUAUAGACAUUUCGCAUGUUCCAGAGGAUGUGGCUAGGACCUUUGUAAAGUGGCUCUACACUGGCGACUGCGAGCGUGCCACGGAGGCCUCCGACGAUUUCCUUCUCCAGAUAGAGACGUUAAUUAUACCAAGAAUUUGCAAGGAGAACUUCGUCAAAGUCUUUGGAAGUGCUUACGAAAACAACGCCAAAAACCUGACGGAUCGCUGCUUGGCCUUCGCGAAGGAUAUAUAUGUAAAUCUUGCCGUCACUGAAAUUAACAUACUUAGCCGGCUUUUAGUGCUUCAGACCUGGCCCCAUUGUCCGCAGCUUGUCUCCUUCCUCUCAUUCGCAAGUACUCAUCACCCUUCCACGAGGCUGCCCGCCUCAAUCGAAUAG